This is a messenger RNA of Cynocephalus volans (Philippine flying lemur), 405 nucleotides long. RefSeq names its product interleukin 4 (gene IL4). Bases 1 to 405 code for a protein of 134 amino acids. NCBI's taxonomy places the organism in Eukaryota, Metazoa, Chordata, Mammalia, Dermoptera, Cynocephalidae. Gene Ontology annotation, biological process: positive regulation of isotype switching to IgE isotypes; positive regulation of myoblast fusion; activation of Janus kinase activity. Gene Ontology annotation, molecular function: growth factor activity; cytokine activity; interleukin-4 receptor binding. The transcript has 3 exons. Gene Ontology annotation, cellular component: extracellular region. The record is from RefSeq and is a predicted model, not a curated record.
AUGGGUCUCACCUCCCUACAACUGAUCCCCACUCUGUUCUGCCUACUAGCAUGUUCCGGCAACGUUAUCCGCAGACGUCAAUGCAAUAUUACCUUACCAGAGAUCAUCACAACCUUGAACUUCCUCGAAAAGGACAAGAACACAUCUGAGAUGGAAACCCUCUGCAGGGCUGCGACUGCACUUCGGCAGUUCUAUAGUCACCACGAGAAGGAAACCUUCUGCAGGAAUGCAACUGUGCUUCAGCACAGGUUCUUGAUUAAAUACCUGAAAGGACUUGACAGGAACCUCUACAGCAUGACAGAUAUGAAAGACUGUCCUGUGAAUGAAGCCAAGAAGAGAACAUUGAAAAACUUCUUGGAAAGGUUAAAGAUGAACAUGCAAAAGAAAAUUUCAGAGUGGUGUUGA